Amoebophrya sp. A120 is the source of this 1928-nucleotide messenger RNA. NCBI's taxonomy places the organism in Eukaryota, Dinophyceae, Syndiniales, Amoebophryaceae. The record is from the annotation of a GenBank genome assembly.
GGAUUUGGGCAGUAGCGGUGGUAAAAGUCCGAGAUGCGGCGGAACAAGUGCCAAAUUCAGGUGGAAAUAUAUGUGCGACUGUGGUUGACGCAGCGACGAGUACAGACGAUUUGCUACCAGCAGCGACGACAACUCCCGUGGCUGCGCAAAAGCUAGAGAGUAAAAAAGACGAUUGCUCACCAACGUGCUCUAAGUUGGGUGAACAAGAAGCGGGCAAGCGCGCAUUUCCAGUCCCUGCUUCCUGCAGAUCAAAGACUGCUCUUGUGCGGAGCGCCUGUAUGACGGAGUGCGAGAUCUUGCCGGAAAGAAUUGUUCAGGAGACGGGCAACAAGCUCGGUGUGCUGCAAGUCGCGACGUUGAACAAUCCUCGCGAAAGAAAUAAUUGUGGGACGAAAGACGGCAAAAUAUUAAAUCGCGAGGUCAAUUAUAGCGACGGGGAACAAGAAGAAGAUGACCUUCACUUGUCGGGCGAAAGUGAUGAGAGUGAUGGUGAGUAUGUGCCACUCUACCAGCCGAAUCCAUUCGUGAACGACCCAGACAAUUGGAGAUACCAUUGCGAUAUCAACUGUAAAAAUGUCUGGGUCUGGAAGGAUGCGAACUUGUGAUGCGUGUUGCGGAUCAUACAAAAAUCUGUGUUGCAUGACUUGCAAAAGGUUUCCAUUUCUAGCCAUGCCGAGGGGGCAAUUUCUCAUGCAGAAUAGGCACCACCAAGGGGCUGCAGGACCUGUGAUGCUAGGCCCUGCAUUCGAGACUUGGCGGAGCUUGAAAAACUGCAUGUUCGGGUGUGUCGGGCAGUGCUUAGUGCACCCCUCGGACCCCGCACCCCCCCUGGCUUUAGUCGCGCAGUCUGUUAAGCAUGACAAAGCUGAGAAUCUUCCAGACCCAGACAUUUUUGCAUUUGAUAUGCGCGCCUCGAAAUGCGGAUGAUGACGAAUUUUUCCGCCAAUACGCGGAGGAAGCCGACCGGAAGAUCCGCGAAGAGGCAGAAGCGCGACGCAACAGAACAAAUGAGAAGGAAGGUAGAGAAGAAGACCGCGAGAAGUGCGAGGAAAGGGAUAUGGAGGUUCUUUCUCCCGUGCUGGAAAAAGAUGCGCCGGCUGCAGAUGACGAUGGUCAUGCGGCCUCUUUGGAACAGGAGGAGGAUCCUGCAAGUGGGUAUUCACCAGCUGCUUCCACGUGCUCGAGCCUGGAUACCAGUACCGAAUUGCCCAUGGUGCGAGAGCCCCUCACCGCGAAGCAGGAAAUAACUUUUCGAAUCGUCAAAAGGGUGCGGCUCGUGCUGAAGCUGCGGCAAAUUGCGAGGAAGUGGGCCUUUGGCAAGAAGGAAGGGGCGCUGGUCGGGUUUGAGUACUAUGGGUGUCGUCCCGGGCAUGACACGGAAUACGUGAAAACCAGGAUGCUGCGAGCGAUUCAUGAGUACAUUCAUCUUUGCCAAACCCGGAUAAAGGAACUGCGAACUACGGGUGUUGAAGCUGCUGCCAAGGGCAGCAGAAAGGGUCGUGUAAAAAAGAGGAAGGAAAAGAUCAAAGGCAGAACAGGUGGUAAGAUAAAACUUAUUCCAGAUGUAUCUGGUGCACCGAAAGAUGCUCUAAAUCUGGCCGCACGCCCGGAUGGCGAAGAGCAAAUGAUAUCGCCGAUGGGUAGGGAAGAUCCUACUUUGGCGAUCAGUGACAAGUGGGAAAAGCCGAUUUUCUCACUGAAGACCAAGGUGGAACGGGAUGACAGAGUCAACGUGGACAGUCAGGGCCACAGUGACAGUUCGAGAUUGGCACCACUGAAAGAUUUUUGGGCAGAAUAUCAGCGCGCGAAAGAGGCUUUGCCUACAUACAAACACGUGUAAGAAGCGUUGAGGGCGCAUCUUAUUUUUCGAUGAAAUCCAAAAAGAGCAUCACAUUGAUGAAAUACAUACCACCUCACUUCGCUCUCAC